CUGGUGAGGUUUAAGUGAAAAGGUCAAAGUUCAGUUAUCGGCUUCCUGUUGCAGUACGUGUGCUUACUGUGAUUGAUGAUUGGGCUAGUUUGUUUCGGUUAACUAGUUGGUAUUAGUCUAGGAAGCUAAGAUCUUUCGGAUCUGUAAAAUAGCAGUUUACCGGAUCCCGACGGUCUUGAAAAACUAUGGUGCUUCUCGAGAAUGACUCGUUCUUGACAGAGCUGACAAGACUGUUUCAAAAAUGCCGGACAACAGGAAGUGUUUACAUCACAUUAAAGAAAUAUGAUGGGAGAACCAAACCAGUGCCGAGGAAAGGCAACCCAGAGAAUUUUGAACCCGUUGACAACAAAUGUCUUAUCCGCGCCUCAGUUGGAAAGAAGAAAAUUAGCACAGUGGUCAGUAGUAAAGAAGUCAAUAAAUUCCAGAUGGCCUACUCCAACCUGCUUAGGGCACACAUGGAUGGGCUGAAGAAGAAGGACAAGAAGAGCAAAAGUAAGAAGAGCAAGGCGACCCAGUGAGCCGCAGACCGGCAGGGCGUGCUGGAAACACCAUCCAUACAGACAUCCCCACCUGCCUCUGCCUCCCAUCCACGCCCUCGGCACCCGCCUGCACCACCACCUCCAACCAAUCAGCCGUGAGCUGGACGGAUCAACCCGAGAGCUCGUGCAGACCACCGUGGCAUUAACGUCUGUCUUAACCCUGCAGUGUUGUGUGCCACAGACAGGCGGCUCCCUGCCUAUGAAAACUUGUGAAGGCUCUUGUAGUUCAUGCCACCGGUGCAGGCUUCCGUGCUUUGGAUUUAAGAUGUAGAGAAACCUGUGGCCCACAUGGUACAAGCAACUGUGCAGAAAGUGUCAGAGGUAAUCCGAAUGCUGCUGACUGUCUUAAGUUUUUAAAAACACACACAAAAUUCCUGUCUGCUUUCCCCUUUAUAGGGGAAAUGCCUCCAUCUAGUAUUAAUUUGCCUGCUAGUUCAGGUCUUCACAUUUUUCCAUUGAAAUCUUCUGCACCAUGCUGUCUUUGGAUCUUGAAUUUAAUUUAGAUAGAAAAAUCACAUACCGAGGUAAGUUAAGAAUUUUGAAUGGAGUUUUGAAGUAGGGCCUUGUGUGAACUCAUGGUGUCAAAUAAAUACACAAUGUGAUUGAUGCCAAUAUCUUCUAUAUUUAACCAGCUAUAACAGGGAGGGACAAGGCUAGUUGACUGCACAGACCUACAGAGGACCUGGACUUCAUAUUUUUGUUUUUAUCUUGAAAAUAUGUUUUUGUUUUAAUUUUGAGAUUCAUUUUAAAUUUGAAAUUGCCAUAUUUUCAGAUUUAAGAGUUAUUUUAUCCUAAGUGCAUUUGGAAAAAGAAAUUGCUUGUUUGGGUCUGUAUGGAAAUUUUAAUGCACUACUGGGUUACAGUAAUAACAUGGGAUUCAUUUUGAUUUGAGGUUUGAAAUCAGUGGAUGCAUUUACUACAUUUGUUUUGGUCCUGAUAUAAAAUAAAUCAUACAGUGAAUGAAAUUAACUCUGUCUCUAGUUGAAAACGCUUGAAUUAAUUUUCCUCUUAUUGUCAUUGAAAGUAGUUUGAUGGACCUUCAGUGUGCUCUGUGGGAUGAAACUGACAUAUGAAGCAGCCUUCAUAAGGGAUAUUUUUCCAUUGUAGACUGAGCGAAAAUGCUGUUUUGCCUUUUGUCAAAGGUAGAUCAGUAUAACCUUUGAGGGAAUUUUUUUGUUUUCUGCACCUGACAAUAAAAUGACAUUUUAAAGUAAA
This is a messenger RNA of Conger conger (European conger), 1754 nucleotides long. It is a transcript of the gene srp14, whose product is annotated as signal recognition particle 14. NCBI's taxonomy places the organism in Eukaryota, Metazoa, Chordata, Actinopteri, Anguilliformes, Congridae. The record is from RefSeq and is a predicted model, not a curated record. Gene Ontology annotation, biological process: SRP-dependent cotranslational protein targeting to membrane. Gene Ontology annotation, cellular component: signal recognition particle, endoplasmic reticulum targeting. The transcript is spliced from 5 exons. Gene Ontology annotation, molecular function: endoplasmic reticulum signal sequence receptor activity; 7S RNA binding. Bases 186 to 518 code for a protein of 110 amino acids.